AUGCCGACACAGACCCGCGUGCAACAUUGGCCCGUGCUACAAUCCCGAGAGGUUUCGGCAUUAUCGUGGGAAGAUGUGUACCGACUUUCGGCAAGCCACAUGCAACUUACAGAUUCGAUGCCAGGGACAGGGCAAAGGAGCCAGCGGGCCGCGCACCAUCAUACAUACCAACAAGAGGGGAAGGCUGUAGGAAUUGAAGAUGAAAUGGAACGAUGCAAUCAACAAGACAGAAACAUCCACAUGGAUGAUAGAGGUGAUUCUGGGGACAUAGAGGAAAUUGGAUACCGGAAGAUAGCCCGGCACUGGUGCCCCCAGGUGGGUAAGCCCAGCAUGGCUAUGAAGACAGCUCGAGAUAACGUCGAAGCGCUUGGGAAAAUCUAG
This is a messenger RNA of Paracoccidioides brasiliensis Pb18, 381 nucleotides long. RefSeq lists its product as uncharacterized. The transcript has a single exon. The record is from RefSeq and is a predicted model, not a curated record. The coding region runs from base 1 to 381 and encodes 126 amino acids.